Molecule: messenger RNA, 1465 nt
Organism: Candoia aspera
Lineage: Eukaryota; Metazoa; Chordata; Lepidosauria; Squamata; Candoiidae
Gene: PLN
Product: phospholamban
Exons: 2
Coding region: 229-387 (52 amino acids)
Biological process (GO): negative regulation of calcium ion import into sarcoplasmic reticulum; negative regulation of heart rate; negative regulation of ATPase-coupled calcium transmembrane transporter activity
Cellular component (GO): membrane; sarcoplasmic reticulum
Molecular function (GO): ATPase inhibitor activity
Source: RefSeq, a predicted model, not a curated record
AUUUUUUUCCUUCAGUGAACUUCAGUUGUUCCCAUAAAUCCAAUGACAGAUAGCGUCUUUUAGUUUCCCACAGCACAUCGUCAUAUAAUUCAGUAAUCACCGGUCAUUAAGCUCCACAAAGAUUUUUAAAACUUCUCAAACAGAAGAUAUUAAGCACAUUGUACUGUCCCUGAAAGUCUCUGCUUCUUAAAAAUCCACUCUUUCUUAAAUUUCUGCUUUCCUGUUGUCAUGGAGAAGGUCCAGUACAUAACUCGCUCUGCUCUGAGGAGAGCCUCAACUAUUGAGGUGCAUCCACAAACACGGCAAAGGCUUCAGGACCUUUUUGUAAACUUCUGUCUUAUCUUAAUAUGUCUGCUGCUUAUAUGCAUCAUUGUGAUGCUUCUCUGAAGUCCAGCUUUUCUUGAUUGAUCUUCACUACAUUAUGCAAUGGGAAAUGGACACCAGAAGGAGAAAGGAACCAAACAUGAAACAUCCAGCAGAAGGAAAUCCAUGCAAGAAAGUGCAGCACUUGUCUAAAUAAUUUCUCACCAUCUCCACUCUUACUCAUUGUAACCGUUAAAAGCACCUGUACUGAACAGUGAUUUGAAAACUACUGUCACAAGGCUAUGCAUGAGCUAAUUUGCCUGCUUUAUUUUUAAAGGAAGUCUUCUGUGGAUGCUGAUGAUUAGUUCUAUAAUUACUUGCGUUAUGAUGUGUAAAAUGUCCACCUAUAAAAUCUUAAUUAGCAGCCUUGAACUUUUGGUUCGAAGUUAUUUAUUUAUUUAUUACUGCUAAUCAGCUGUGUUUACUUUCACAUCUGAAUAAAGAAUGGGCUGAAUGCACUACUAUUAAAAGCACAAUUAAAUUGUUACAUAUUCUAGGAAAUACAUGUACCUCGGGCUACUUGGAUUGUUAACUGAAGCUUUCAUUAACUUUUUUCCCACAUAUUCAUGAUACAAGCUUUGAAAAAAGAUAAUAAAGCAUAUUUACUGCCUUGUUCUACUGAAAUACAAGUAUUUCAAUAGACUUAUAGUCAGAAGCAGCAAAAACAAGAAUUCUGAUAAGGACCGCAGCCAAGUAUAAAUAUACCUUUAGACAUUUGAUAUAUUUAUAAAUAUUGAAUACACUCUCUCCUGUAGCACUAGUGGAGUCCCCCAGGUGAUCCUUUCAUUAUGCAGUUGUUCUUCAUUCACAUAAUUUAGCAGGAGGUCUAGAUACAGAGUUCUUUCAUGUUUUUGUUCCACAAAGAAUCCAUCACAGUAAAAAAGAGUAUCUGUACAACAGCUUUGAUUGGUUGCAUUAGAAGCUUACCUAUUGUCUGAUUGCAUAUAACAAAUAGCAUUUUUGCACAGCUAAAAAAAAGCCAAGGAUUAAAUUUGAUUUCAAUACUUUUCCCAAAUACAACAUUAAGUGAAACUAUGGAUAAAAAUGUCUUGCAUUUCACUGAAAUCUAGUUAAUCAAAAUAAAUAUUUAUACUUUAUAAUA